AUGGCGGCGCCGGUGCAGCGGCACCGAGCGCGGUACAAGAGCCCGAGCGGGCCGCCAUGGAGGGAGACGUACCGCAGGCGCUGCAUGGAGCGGCUGAGGAACAGCAGGGCCCAGCUGCUGGACCGGUACCGCCAGGCCGGGGACAGGGCGUGUGCGGCGGCCCCAGGAGCGCUGCUGGUACAGGAGGUGAUGGAGCAGGAAUGGCAGGAGCUGCGGGACAGGCUGCCCGGCCUCGGCGGAGAUGAGCCCAUGGAGCAGAUGCUGGAGGACCCUGAUGAGCUGGCAGUGCUGGAAGAGAUCCAACAAGAAUUGAUUUUGCAAGAGCAGUUGGUUAUCGAGGAGUAUGAGCGGAGCCUGCGCUUCGAUGAGGAAUGUCUCAACGCCAUGCUCGACGGCCUGGAUGCCACUGACAGGGUCAUCUGCCCAGUAUGUAGGAAGAAUAACCUGACUGUGAAGGCUCACUUGGUUUGUUGCCAGUGUGGACUGUACAUCAGCACACAGGAUAUGACAGAAGGGAAGCUUCGGUCGCUUCUGGAAAGCACCCUGACAGAGCACAGUCAGAGGUGCUUGCACAGCCCUGAGUUCACAGUCACCAGUGGCAUGGAGGAGGAAGCCAGUCUGCUCAUGAGCUGCCCGGUCUGUGACUCCUGGAUGAUUCUCCUUUAAGGUGAUUCAGCUGCUGAUUUACUUCUGGAAAACUUCAAUACUAAACUUCACCCAGAGCUGCUAGGACUCUUGUGUACAUACUUCUAACUGCUGUGUCAAAAAGACACUUGAGAAGGCAGUAGUAUUGCCUUGACCUGCACUUUUAAUCACACAGGACAUGUUUUGAAAUAAAUAUAUUUAGUUUA
Sturnus vulgaris (Common starling) is the source of this 851-nucleotide messenger RNA. It is a transcript of the gene RPAIN, whose product is annotated as RPA interacting protein. Gene Ontology annotation, cellular component: PML body; nucleus. NCBI's taxonomy places the organism in Eukaryota, Metazoa, Chordata, Aves, Passeriformes, Sturnidae. The record is from RefSeq and is a predicted model, not a curated record. Gene Ontology annotation, biological process: protein import into nucleus.